Messenger RNA from Choloepus didactylus (southern two-toed sloth), 2083 nucleotides. RefSeq names its product HCK proto-oncogene, Src family tyrosine kinase (gene HCK). NCBI's taxonomy places the organism in Eukaryota, Metazoa, Chordata, Mammalia, Pilosa, Megalonychidae. The record is from RefSeq and is a predicted model, not a curated record. The transcript has 13 exons. Gene Ontology annotation, molecular function: non-membrane spanning protein tyrosine kinase activity; ATP binding; signaling receptor binding. The coding region runs from base 275 to 1780 and encodes 501 amino acids. Gene Ontology annotation, biological process: protein phosphorylation; innate immune response; cell surface receptor protein tyrosine kinase signaling pathway. Gene Ontology annotation, cellular component: extrinsic component of cytoplasmic side of plasma membrane.
CGAGGCUGAGGCGCCCAGAUGGCCUGUGGGCGCCACCGUGUCCCUGGUUCCAGUCCCAGCGCGGCCGCUGAGGGUUAGGGCGAGUAGGAGGGGACGCGGCGAGUUCAGCACGAGAAGAUCCUGGGCACGGAAGCCCCUCGGAGUGCUGUCCCAGCCUCUUCCCUCAACUUCCUCCGGGUGCACGCGCCCGGGGACACCCGGGACUGCGGAGCUGGGGGGGCGUUCAAGUUGCGAGGAUCCGGGCUGCCCGCGGGAGGAGGAGCGGGGGCCCAGGAUGGGGUGCGUCAAGUCCAAGUUCCUCCGGGAGGGAGGCAAGGUCUCGAAAGCUGAGCAGAGUACCAGCCAGCAGAGCGCCGUGUACGUGCCGGACCCCACGUCCAGCCAGCGGGGGCUUAUCAGCAAAAACAACCCACCUGGGCCCUUGGAGGCAGGGUCCGAGGACACCAUCGUGAUCGCCCUGUAUGACUACGAGGCCAUUCACCACGAAGACCUUAGCUUCCGGAAGGGGGACCAGAUGGUGGUCCUAGAAGAGUCUGGGGAGUGGUGGAGGGCUCGAUCCCUGGCCACCCGGAAAGAGGGCUACAUCCCAAGCAACUAUGUCGCUCGCGUCAACUCUCUGGAGACAGAGGAGUGGUUCUUCAAGGGCAUCAGCCGCAAGGAUGCAGAGCGCCAUCUCCUGGCCCCUGGCAACGUGCUGGGCUCCUUCAUGAUACGGGACAGCGAGACCACCAAAGGGAGCUACUCGCUGUCUGUGCGAGACUACGACCCCCAGCACAGGGACACGGUGAAACAUUACAAGAUCCGGACUCUGGAUUGUGGGGGCUUCUACAUCUCCCCACGGAGCACCUUCAGCACACUGCAGGAGCUGGUGGCCCACUACAAGAAGAGCAACGAUGGACUCUGCCAGAAGUUGACAGUGCCUUGUGUGUCCUCCAAGCCCCAGAAGCCAUGGGAGAAAGAUGCCUGGGAGAUCCCCCGGGAAUCCCUCAAAUUGGAUAAGAAACUUGGAGCCGGGCAGUUUGGGGAAGUCUGGAUGGCCACCUACAACAAGCACACCAAGGUGGCAGUGAAGACAAUGAAGCCAGGGAGCAUGUCGGUGGAGGCCUUCCUGGCAGAGGCCAACAUUAUGAAGACUCUGCAGCACGACAAGUUGGUGAAGCUGCACGCGGUGGUCACGAAGGAGCCCAUCUAUAUCAUCACGGAGUUCAUGGCCAAAGGAAGCCUGCUGGACUUUCUGAAAAGUGAAGAAGGCAGCAAGCAGCCCUUGCCAAAACUCAUUGACUUCUCAGCUCAGAUCGCGGAGGGCAUGGCCUUCAUCGAGCACAGGAACUACAUUCACCGAGACCUUCGAGCCGCCAACAUCCUGGUCUCUGCGUCCCUGGUGUGUAAGAUUGCUGACUUCGGGCUGGCACGGAUCAUCGAGGACGAGUACAUGGCUCGGGAAGGGGCCAAGUUCCCCAUCAAGUGGACAGCUCCUGAAGCCAUCAACUUUGGCUCCUUCACCAUCAAAUCAGACGUCUGGUCUUUUGGUAUCCUGCUGAUGGAGAUCAUCACCUAUGGCCGGAUCCCUUACCCAGGGAUGACCAACCCAGAGGUGAUCCGGGCGCUGGAGCGCGGAUACCGGAUGCCCCGCCCCGAGCACUGCCCCGAGGCGCUCUACAGCAUCAUGACGCGCUGCUGGAAGAACCGCCCCGAGGAGCGGCCCACCUUCGAGUACAUCCAGAGUGUGCUGGACGACUUCUACACAGCCACCGAGAGCCAGUACCAACAGCAGCCGUGAUUGGGCCGGGCCGGGGGCAGACAGGGCGCCUACGGGUGGCUCUCCAGCACCCUCGUACUCCCGGACGCCCACCCUCGCUCCAGCCACAGUUUUCUGAUCUAUCAGAUGGAUGGGUUGGACUGGACAAUCUCUUUUUGACUCUAGCAGUCCACAAUCUGCCAUUCCCAGGAGGCUCCAAGUUGGCAUUUUUAUUGCCUGAGACAGCUGGAUCCCUGUCACACCUAUGGUGUGAGGAUGGGUAACCUCAGACAUAAUGAAAUAAAUAUUUAAAUAAAAUGUAUAAUGCCGAUGGAUUUACCAACA